Messenger RNA from Metarhizium album ARSEF 1941, 1290 nucleotides. Its product is annotated as WD repeat-containing protein JIP5. The record is from RefSeq and is a predicted model, not a curated record. Lineage: Eukaryota; Fungi; Ascomycota; Sordariomycetes; Hypocreales; Clavicipitaceae. The coding region runs from base 1 to 1290 and encodes 429 amino acids. Gene Ontology annotation, molecular function: protein binding. The transcript is spliced from 2 exons.
AUGUUUGAGAACCUUUGCACGCUGCCGCUGCAAUCGGAUGUCUUCACGACAGCUCUGCACCCUACGGAACCGCUUCUCACGGUGGGUUUGUCUAGCGGCCACGUGGAAACGUUUCGACUGCCGCCGAGCAACGCGCCCGAGGACGAUGCCGACGCGGACAGCAGCUUGUUGAGCGACGGAAAGGGCAUGGUGGACACUGUUUGGAAGACGAAAAGACACAAAGGAAGCUGCAGGUGUUUGGCAUAUAGCCAGGACGGGCAGGCCAUGUAUUCUGCGGGAACCGACUCCCUAGUCAAAUACUUCGAGCCAGGCACCGGAAGGGUUAUUUCCAAAAUCUCAAUCCCAAGCUCCACCUCGGUGCCGGACGCGCCCACCCUGCUGCAUGUUCUUAACCCCCAAAGUCUGCUACUAGCGACCGACUCCGGGGCUCUUCACAUCGUCGAUCUGCGCGAGGCGGCGCCGGGGAGGAAGCCGGCGCAGAGUCACUUUCCCCAUUCUGACUACGUCUCGUCGAUUACGCCUCUCCCGCCGUCAGAGGAAAGCACGAGUGGGUUCCCGAAACAAUGGGUCAGCACGGGUGGCACAACGCUGGCAGUAACCGAUGUUCGUCGUGGUGUCUUGAUACGCAGCGAGGACCAAGAAGACGAGCUUCUUAGUGCAUGCUUCAUGCCGGGGAUGGGGCCUAAGAGCAAGCGAAAUAAUGGUGUGGUAGCAAUCGGCUCCGGGAGCGGCGUCCUUAGCAUCUGGGACAAGGGGUCUUGGGACGACCAGCAAGAACGAAUUAUCGUUGACGGCGGAAAGGGGGGUGGUGAAAGCAUCGAUGCCAUCGUCAGAGUACCCUCCGAAAUAUGUCUGGGGAAGAAAGUGAUUUGUGGCGUUGGUGACGGCAGCCUACGCAUCGUCGACUUGGUGAGGAGGGAAGUCGACAGAUGCACAAACCUGCGGCACGACGACAUGGAAGCCGUUAUUUCGCUGGCUUUCGACUGCCGCAACCGGCUCAUCAGCGCUGGCGGCAAGACCGUCAAAGUAUGGGAGGAAUUGUACGAACUGGAAGGCGGAGACAGCGGCCAAGACUUGGAAGCUGAUAGUGAUGAGGAGGACCAAGCGGAUGAGCGCUGCAAGCGACCUGCCGCCGGUGAUAGUGACGAUGACAACGACAGCGGCGAUGACAGUGAGGGUGACGGCAUAGAGGAGAUGAAGCGCCGUGCCAAGCGGCGCAAGGAGAUUCAGAAGAGUAAACUCGGUCCCAUGGGCGCCCAUGGCAUUAUGGGCUUCGAGGGACUCGAUUGA